ACUACUCCCAUUGGUUGGAAAACUAGGUUAGUGGUCCGACAGGCAUGACGGUGAAGAGAAACUAGGUCACCGAUUGAAAAUCGUUUAUGUCACAGUUCUUGGACUUUCUACAACACGUUACCUAGUGGCCUUCAAUGGAUAAUAAAAUCCUAGCGGACCAAGUAGUUACACGAGCUUCACCUUGUACCUAAGGAUCAGAGCACAUCACCUUCGUACCAGAGACCACACGAGAUUAAAGCCGACUGCACUGCUCUGUACUGGAUACGACUCAUCUAGUCAAGGAGGCCUCUUCCUGGUUCUUAUCAAGUUGCGGGAUCGAGAGUGGAUGGAAGGAGAUGAUUUUAACACAGAGGCUGUGAUGAACAUCUGUGAUGACCUGAUGGCAGACCAAAGGAUGGACAUCUCCUCUACAAUGACUGACUUCAUGUCUCCCAGCUCUACCGACCUCAUCUCGAGCUCUAUCAGCACUCCUGGCAUGGACUACACUCGGAAAAGAAAGGGCAGUACCACAGAAUAUCAAAUCGAUGGCUUCUCAUUUGAUGACAUGGACCCAGACAAAGAUAAACUGGGAAGUGACCAACCAGGCCGAAUAAAGAAUGCCAGAGAGGCUCACAGCCAGAUUGAGAAGCGUCGAAGGGACAAGAUGAACAGCUUCAUCGAUGAGCUGGCGUCACUGGUGCCCACAUGUAAUGCCAUGUCUCGUAAACUGGACAAGCUCACAGUUCUUCGCAUGGCUGUUCAGCACAUGAAGACACUCAGAGGAGCAGCAAAUCCAUACACAGAGGCCAACUACAAGCCUUCCUUCCUUUCAGAUGAUGAGCUGAAACAUUUGAUACUAAGGGCUGCUGAUGGUUUCCUAUUUGUGGUUGGAUGUGAUCGGGGAAAGAUUCUUUUUGUUUCGGAAUCAGUUUACAAGAUUCUUAACUACAGCCAGAAUGACCUCAUAGGUCAGAGUCUCUUUGACUACUUACAUCCUAAGGACAUCGCUAAAGUCAAAGAACAGCUGUCUUCUUCCGAUACAGCCCCUCGUGAAAGGCUCAUUGAUGCUAAAACUGGUCUUCCAGUCAAGACAGACAUCACACCUGGACCAUCCAGACUUUGUUCUGGUGCUAGACGGUCAUUUUUCUGUAGGAUGAAGUGCAACAGGCCAUCUGUCAAAGUAGAGGACAAGGACUUUCCCUCAACCUGCUCAAAGAAAAAAGCUGAUCGCAAGAGCUUCUGCACGAUCCAUAGCACUGGGUACCUAAAAAGUUGGCCGCCUACAAAGAUGGGUCUUGAUGAAGACAAUGAGCCUGAUAACGAAGGCUGCAACUUGAGCUGCCUGGUCGCCAUUGGUCGACUACAUCCGCAUAUUGUCCCCCAGCCCAGCUUGGCAGACAUCAGAGUGAAGCCCACUGAGUACGUUUCCCGGCAUGCCAUAGAUGGCAAAUUCGUCUUCGUUGACCAGAGAGCAACAGCCAUCCUAGCCUACCUACCCCAGGAGCUGCUGGGAACGUCCUUCUACGAGUAUUUUCACCAGGAUGACAUCAGCCAUCUGGCAGAGUGCCACAGACAAGUGCUGCAGAUGAGAGAGAAGAUUAACACGAACUGUUACAAAUUCAAGAUCAAAGAUGGCUCAUUCAUCACACUGAGGAGCCGAUGGUUCAGCUUUAUGAACCCCUGGACCAAGGAGGUGGAAUACAUAGUCUCCACUAACACCGUUGUGUCGUGUCCUAUGAUAGAAGGAUCAGAAUACACUCAAUCUGCUGCAUCCCCACAGAGUAUGGAUAGUGUUCUCCCUUCAGAAGUAGGUGGAGGAAGACGGGCAUUGCAGACGGUGCCUGGCAUUCCCGGUGGCACAAGAGCAGGAGCUGGAAAAAUUGGAAGAAUGAUUGCAGAGGAAGUGAUGGAGAUCCAAAGGAUCAGAGGCUCCUCCCCAUCCAGUUGUGGUUCGAGCCCGUUGAAUAUCACCAGUACUCCUCCGCCGGACACCUGCUCUCCUGGGGGAAAGAAGAUUCACAACGGAGGGACUCCUGAGCUGGCCAGCACGGGGAUCCUUCCUGGUCCUGAUUCUGUCGGCUACCCCUACUCCAACCAGUCCAUUAUGAGCGACAACUCCCACCUGAGUAUAGACAUCAUGGACGAGCCUGGCUCGAGCAGCCCCAGCAACGACGAGGCGGCCAUGGCUGUCAUCAUGUCUCUUUUAGAGGCAGAUGCUGGCCUAGGCGGCCCAGUGGACUUCAGCGACCUGCCUUGGCCUUUGUGAAGACGUUGAAGGGCAUCUCGCAGAGAGAGAGCGGAAGAGAGAGAAAAGAAAGAGUACACCCCCAUUCAGCACCAGAGUCACCGGUAGAGAGAGUUCAGUCAAGAGGAAAUCGCUUUCCUGUUCCAUUUUAUAUUCUGUUUCAUCCACUGUACCUGCCAACUUCUCUGCAAAAGUGUCAUUCGUGGCAUUCAGAAUGAAGCAGAAAUGAAGAAUUAAACGGAAGAAGAGGAUUCCCGGAGCCUCAAGAUGAAGCCAAAUGAAGGCAUUUCCAUGAUCUAUGUACAGACGAGCACUUUUGCAGUGACGGUUACCUCCACAGUUGAACUUUGUAUAAAUAGAGCGGUUAAUUUAGGUCUGCUGACAGUCCGUUUUCUUUCUAACACUGGCUCUGGGCUUCUCUGUCAGCUGCCGAGCCCCGACCAACAUCAAACUUUGAAGCAUUCAGCAGAUCCAGUCUCACAGGUGGUGUUAGUCCUGUUGGUGUUGGUGCCCGUUCAAGUUGACAUCGAGAAAACGGUCACAACUCUCUGGAUCAUUGCUCAGAAGACACUCGACCCCAAGAAUUCCACGUUUUUUUUUCCCCAGUGGUGUGUAUAUCCGAGGAAGACAUCCAGGUGUGUCUGAGUUUGAAUGGCUCAUUCAAAAACCAUCCAAAAACUCUUGCUUAGUGCUCUUUUUGAAGCUGAACUCCUGAUGGGGAAAGGAAGUAGUCAUGGCCCUCUUGUAACUCUUCCACAAGCAAACAAAAACGUUGGAAUGUGACAAGAGUAGUAGCCUUAUGUGUUUUAAGGCUUACGUCAGACUCUGUGCUGACCAAAGACAAAAAAAAAAAAGCAGUGCUUCUCAUCAUUCAGUUUGACAUCUGUGCACUUUGUCCAAGCAAAGGUUUCCUGGCAAGUAAUUACCAUAAAACACAAGACAUAAAAAGCCCUGUGUUCUCAGUCACUAAAUUGCCGUCAUUUAAUAUCUGUUGGUGAAAUCUUGUUGAGUCAGUUACGUUUUGAUUCUUUAGGAGUCUGCAUUCGUCAUUUAACAAACAUGUUAGGGCCACGCUGAAAAGAAAAGUUGUAAUAUACAAGUAAUUUGUAUCUUUUAUUGGGGGAGGGGGGAUAAAAGAAUGUUCAAGUAUCAAGUUAUUUUUGGAAAAUCAAGUAGUAUAAAAUGUUUGUGAUGAAAAUGUUUUAAUAUAGAGAACAAAGCUAAAGUCAUAAUCGUAACAUUACUACUUUUUGUGGCUUUAUCUCCCUCACAGUAUCACUUUAUUUUUGAAAGUAUAGUCAUAUUUUUUCAGAAGAAAAAAAAACACGUAUAAUCUCUUAUUCAAAGAAAAUGUUGAAAUGCUGUGAAUAUGAACGCCCAUAUGUACUCUUGCACGUAUGAAGUCAUAUUUUGGGAGAAAAAACAAAGACUAUAAAAAAAACAAUGUAAAUAAAUAUACCUUAAAUAUUUACGGAAUGCAUUUUGUAAGCAGAAAAAUCAAUUUUAUAAAUUGUCAUUGUCGAUGGGGAAAAAAAAGUCUAUUUGUCAAGGACCAAUUGGCAAUAUGGAUUCCCACAUGAACUGAAACAUUCUCAAAACUGUCAACUUGUUCACGUUAUGACUUCAUGCAUGUAAGAAUGUAUUUGCAGAAUUUUACAAAUGUGUUGGAUGAUUGCAAUUUUUGUACUUGUUAAAUUACAACUUUAUGCUUGUAACAUUGAGUUUUAAUUCUCAGUGGUGUUCAGUGUGGCCCUAAUAUCCCUUUGUACACCCCCGGCCGGGGUAAAAAAAAGAAACUCUUGAAUUUGUUCCAUUUCGCUCUUGAUAACACAAGCGUCAGGGCAAUUUUUUUAAAUGAAACACUUUAUUACUUACCAACUAACUGAGGGGAGUUGAAAAUAAUAAAAACCAAGAUCCAAGUGCAUUUAGCCGCAAAGGAAAAGUGCAAUGGGGAUUACUUACAUUACACCUACUGAAUAUUUAAUGAUUAAAUCUUGAAAGAUGUCCGCGACUUCAUUUGAGAUUCCAUUGGUGAUAAUGAAAUCUCGAUACGACCUUGUCACCUGGCUGCUGCUACAAGCCGUGUCCUUUAAAGCUUUGAUUUGAAAUGAGAUGUCGGGGGGGGGGGGGGGGGGGGUUAGGGUUGUUAGCGUGCGUCGCCGCCUGCCCGUAUGGAGACUUUACAGUACAACACUUCAGUACAUCCAAAAGGUUAUAUGUAUGUAUUUGGAAAAGUGUUCUAAAACAUUUUACGGCAUGCACCCCUAGUCAAAAUGGAGGCAUUUUUUUGCAUAAGAUAGUAAAACUACCAAGUAAUUAUAUGUUUUAAUUAAAUGUAAUGAAAGACAAUACUGAGCUUAUCAUAAUUAAUACUAAACAGGUAUUUUAAAGGCUCGUAUUGUACGAUAAUCAAAUUUAGUGCUGUGUUUUUGCUGUCUAGGUAUUUAAUGCCAUAUAAAGAUGAACUAAGGAACGCCACUUUAGUUUAGAUAUUUUUUUUUUUUUUUUUAAAUGCCUUUUAUAAAGGCAUAAUUUUACAUCCAGCUGUAGUAUUGGUGACCGUAAAGUAUUGCUCCACCCGGUCAUAAUGUUUUGGCAGGUCAAACUUAACUCGUGCUUAAGAACACGACAGACACUAUUUUAAUAAGCCAAGCCAAAUCCUGUUCAAAUUGUAGUCAAAAUAAGUCAUUUAGUUUUUAGAUACUUCCAAGAGUAUCAAUGUACAACUGUGCAUGGUUGUUCCAUUUGCGGCAAAGAGCAAGACUUUUUCCACCACUAUCCAAACAUGAAUUCAAAAAUUACGUUUUGCAACAGGCCACUAAAGCUAGUUCUCUCCAUACGGGCAGUUAUUUAUUUUAUUUCUUUAUGAUUGCUUGUGCUUAUAAGUCUAUAAUUUGACAGCACUCAUAACAUUGUUCCGAACCCAAAAGACAGAUGGUCGGUCAGCUCAGCUCAGCUCAGCUGAUGAGGUUGUCCACUCUUUGUCUGUUGUAGUGUUUCUUUUCUGUGUUUUAAACGCUAGACACUACGAUAAAGUAUUCCCCAUGUCGAUUACCCAUUCCCCACCGGACAAUUAUGUAUCAAACUAUAAAUAUUAUGUUAAGAGUAUACUUUAUGCAAAUAUGAGUAUGAUGAGUGUAUUGUAUCAGCAGUGAAAUAUUUUUAAAAUAAAACUAUUUGUUUCUGUCA
Syngnathus typhle (broad-nosed pipefish) is the source of this 5413-nucleotide messenger RNA. RefSeq names its product basic helix-loop-helix ARNT like 1a (gene bmal1a). Bases 326 to 2245 code for a protein of 639 amino acids. Gene Ontology annotation, biological process: regulation of transcription by RNA polymerase II; circadian rhythm. The transcript has 20 exons. Gene Ontology annotation, molecular function: protein dimerization activity; RNA polymerase II cis-regulatory region sequence-specific DNA binding; DNA-binding transcription factor activity, RNA polymerase II-specific. NCBI's taxonomy places the organism in Eukaryota, Metazoa, Chordata, Actinopteri, Syngnathiformes, Syngnathidae. The record is from RefSeq and is a predicted model, not a curated record. Gene Ontology annotation, cellular component: aryl hydrocarbon receptor complex; transcription regulator complex; cytoplasm.